GACUCUGGCGGCGCGGGAGUUCGCCGGUGUGCGGAGUGUAGGGGUGCGCGAUCGGUGCCGUGCGGGGCAUAGGGGGAGCGCCGCCAUUUUGGGGUUCAGCCGCCGUCAGCGCUCCUCUCCCGCGGUAGGACCGUUGUGGCAGCGCUAUGUCGUCUCCCGCCUCCACGCCCAGCCGCCGGCGCGGCAAGCGCGGGCGAGGCAGCAACCCGCCGACCCCGCAAGAUGCCCGCUCCCCUCCUUCUCAGAGGCGCCGCCCGGACGACUCCGCUUCCACCGGAGAGCUGCAGCCGCUGCCCACCUCCCCGCCCGCCGAGCAGAGCCCCCGCGCUCCCGACGCCCUCUUCUCCAGUCCCCCGCAGUUCCGCCACUCGGCUAUUCCUCUAGACUUUGAUAUCAGCUCACCACUGACCUACGGCACGCCCAGCUCCCGGGUGGAAGGCACCCCACGCAGCGGCGUGCGGGGGACACCCAUCAGGCAGCGGCCCGACCUCGGCUCUGCCCGCAAGGCCAGGCAGGUUGACCUGCACUCAGACGGGCCGGCUGAGGAUCUAGUCACAGCUGAGCAGUCCCUUGGACAAAGGCUUGUUAUCUGGGGAACAGAUGUUAAUGUAGCCUCCUGCAAAGAAAAGUUCCAGAAAUUUCUUCAGCGUUUCAUUGAUCCACUGGCAAAAGAGGAUGAAGACAUUGGCUUGGAUCUCAACCAGCCACGCUAUAUGCAACGACUUGAAGAGAUUAAUAUGGUUGGGGAACCGUUUCUGAACGUAAAUUGUGACCAUCUAAGAGCAUUUGAUGAAAAUCUUUACAGGCAGCUCAUCUGCUAUCCUCAGGAAGUUAUCCCAACGUUUGACAUGGCUGCCAAUGAGAUCUUUUUUGAUCGCUAUCCUGAUUCCAUAUUAGAACAUCAAAUUCAAGUACGGCCGUACAAUGCACUGAAGACUAGGAAUAUGAGAAGCCUAAACCCUGAAGACAUCGAUCAACUUAUCACCAUCAGUGGUAUGGUGAUCAGGAGUUCCCAGUUAAUUCCAGAGAUGCAAGAAGCAUUCUUUAAGUGCCAGGUCUGCGCAUUCACCACAAGAGUAGAAAUUGACCGCGGCAGGAUUGCUGAACCAUCAGUGUGCAAGAACUGUAACACAACGCACAGUAUGGCUCUGAUUCACAACAGGUCCAUGUUUUCUGACAAACAGCUGAUCAAACUGCAGGAAUCCCCUGAAGAUAUGCCAGCCGGACAGACACCUCAUACAGUCGCACUGUUUGCUCACAACGACCUUGUUGAUAAAGUUCAACCGGGCGACAGAAUUAAUGUCACAGGUAUCUACAGAGCAGUCCCAAUUCGAAUUAAUCCGAGGGUCAGCGUUGUAAAAUCUGUCUAUAAAACCCACAUUGAUGUCAUACAUUAUCGCAAGACUGAUUCAAAACGCCUGCAUGGUGUUGAUGAGGAAACGGAGCAAAAAAUGUUUACAGAGGAACGUGUGGCAUUUCUAAAGGAGCUGUCUACCAAAGCAGACAUAUAUGAGAGACUUUCUUCAGCACUGGCCCCGAGUAUCUAUGAGCAUGAAGAUAUCAAAAAGGGUAUUCUACUUCAGCUCUUUGGAGGAUCAAGAAAGGAUUUCACUCACACAGGAAGAGGCAACUUCCGUGCAGAGAUCAACAUUCUUCUCUGUGGUGAUCCUGGCACUAGUAAAUCCCAGCUGCUCCAGUAUGUGUAUAACCUGGUUCCUCGAGGCCAGUAUACCUCUGGGAAAGGCUCUAGUGCAGUUGGUCUUACUGCAUAUGUGAUGAAAGAUCCAGAAACUCGGCAGCUGGUUCUUCAGACAGGCGCUUUAGUACUCAGUGAUAAUGGCAUUUGCUGCAUUGAUGAGUUUGAUAAAAUGAAUGAAAGCACAAGAUCAGUACUUCAUGAAGUAAUGGAACAACAGACUCUCUCCAUUGCAAAGGCCGGAAUCAUUUGUCAACUGAAUGCUCGUACAUCUGUUCUAGCAGCAGCUAACCCUAUAGAAUCACAAUGGAAUCCAAAAAAGACUACUAUUGAAAACAUCCAGCUUCCUCACACGCUGUUAUCAAGAUUUGACUUGAUCUUUUUAAUGUUGGACCCACGUGAUGAAGCCUAUGACAGACGCCUUGCUCGCCACUUAGUUUCACUGUACUAUCAAAGUGAAGAAAAGCUGGAGGAGGAGUACAUGGACAUGGCAGUACUGAGGGAUUACAUUGCCUUUGCUCGUGGUUAUAUAAAUCCCAGGUUAAGUGAGGAAGCAAGCCAAGCCCUUAUUCAGGCAUAUGUGGACAUGAGGAAGAUUGGGAGUGGCAGGGGAAUGGUUUCUGCAUAUCCUCGACAACUCGAGUCUCUGAUCCGGCUGGCAGAAGCCCAUGCGAAAGUACGCUUCUCUGAGAAAGUUGAAACCAUUGAUGUCGAAGAAGCAAAGCGCCUCCAUCGGGAAGCUCUGAAGCAGUCUGCCACUGACCCGAGGACUGGCAUUGUGGACAUAUCCAUCCUCACGACAGGAAUGAGCACAACCGCUCGUAAGCGGAAAGAGGAGUUGGCUCAAGCCUUGAAGAAGCUUAUCCAGUCCAAGGGUAAAACACCAACUUUGAAGUAUCAGCAGCUUUUUGAGGAUCUCCGAGCACAGUCUGACACAGCUGUCACUAAGGAGAUGUUUGAGGAAGCACUUCGUGCCUUGGCUGAUGAUGACUUCUUGACUGUGACUGGAAAAACUGUUAGAUUGCUGUAAGUUAGUCCUUCCUCGCAAGCCAGCUGUGGCUUUUACUUCGUCUUCUGUACAAUGCUGCCAGCUUGCAAGACCUUAAAGUUUUGGGACUCUAUCAUUUGCUGUAAGUGCCACUUAAUCUCUUGUGCUGAUAGAGCAGUAACCAUUAUGAAGGUCUUAAACGCUUUAGUUGAGUAAUGCUAUUUACAUUUGAGCAAAUGUAAUUACUAGUAUUUUAUUGCUGUGUUUUUAUGUUUUGUAGAAGAUGCUAAUACCACUGCACGCAUUUCCAAUGGAAUUGUAAAAAUUCAUCCUAAAUGACUGAUAAAUGCAGUUUGACUUCGCUGUUAUCUGUAAUAAAGUUAUUUGAUUUAAAAGCCUACAUGCAUAUCUUGUAACGAACACUUUUCAAUCUAGAAUUUCUGAUUGCUGCUAGAAAGCUUUGAGAGCAUGAAAGUUUUUUUUAAACCUAACUUGUGUACUUUUGUGUCUGUAUCUGCAAUAUAAAAAGAUAGGUGUUUUCUACUUGAAACUUAAGUUUCUUAAUGUAAUCUUAAUUAUGACUGGCUAAAUUAAGAUUCCACAAGGCAUUACAGUAAGGAUAGGUAAGUCCUGAAAGAACAAGGUUACAGUAUCGUGUGGCUGGAGAAUGUUCUCCUGUUUUAGCUUGGUAGAUACAUAUGCCCUCAGCCAUUGCACAUCAAUCUCUGCUACAGUUUAAAGAGCUGAACUAACAGAACAGUUCUCUAAUUCACUUCAGUGCAGCCAGCACUGUGCUCAUCUCAACUGCGUGCUUAACUAUUUCAGGUUAAAAGGGUUGAAAUAAGUACUCCUGCGUUGUGCACACCUGUACUGCUGCUUCCAACAGAGAUUAAGUGAACUUAUAGCAUUUGUAAAGGGGCCCCUUACCACCUAACUUUACUUGCUACUGGUUUGUUAAGAGCUUCACUGUAGCUGAACUUUCAGUGAUUUGCUUUCAGUGCAACGGAGCAACUUCCCUUCUAUUCUAGUUAAAAAUGUAACUGAUGUCAGAAGCAUUGAUUUAAUAAACUUCCAACCUCCCUUAAA
Molecule: messenger RNA, 3770 nt
Organism: Gallus gallus (chicken)
Lineage: Eukaryota; Metazoa; Chordata; Aves; Galliformes; Phasianidae
Gene: MCM4
Product: minichromosome maintenance complex component 4
Exons: 16
Coding region: 147-2726 (859 amino acids)
Biological process (GO): double-strand break repair via break-induced replication; mitotic DNA replication initiation; DNA strand elongation involved in DNA replication
Cellular component (GO): nucleus; MCM complex
Molecular function (GO): single-stranded DNA helicase activity; single-stranded DNA binding; ATP binding
Source: RefSeq, a predicted model, not a curated record